GCGACGUCACCAUAAACACUCGUGGGCAACAUGGCGGCGCCGCCGAGCGGCAAGGUUGUAUAUGAGCAAGAAGGAGUUUUCAUUCACUCCUCCUGUGGAAAAAAUGAUGACCAGGACAGCUUAAUAGCAGGAAUACUGCGUGUCAUAGAAAAGGAAAAUGAAGUGGUAGUAGACUGGAGACCACUGGAUGAGACUUUGGAUACUUCUAAUAUCCUCUGUGCUGGAAAGGAUUCCAGUUCUGUUGUGGAGUGGACUCAAACUCCAAAAGAAAAAUGUUCCCGAGGAGCAGACCGUCCAAGUAGUUAUGAAGCAGAAUGGGACAUGGUCACCACAGUCUCUUUUAAGAAGAAACCUCAUUCAAAUGGAGAUGCUACAACUCAUGCAAACAGAGAAAGCAAGUGGUCGUUCCUGUUCAGUUUGGCAGAUCUGAAAUCAAUCAAACAAAACAAAAAAGGCAUGGGAUGGUCUUAUUUGGUGUUCUGUCUGAAGGAUGAUGUGAAGCUUCCAGCUCUUCACUUUCAUCAUGGAGAUAGCAAACCAUUGAUUAAAUGUCUUGAAAAGCAUGUUGCACUGAAUGAAUCUCCACAUGAUGAACGGGUUCUUCUUGUGAAGACUCAGAAGUCACUGUCUCAGUCUUUUGAAAAUCUCUUUGAUGAACCAUCUUAUGGCUUAUUACAAAAAUGGAAGAAAGAUCCAUACGUAGUAACAAUGGGAAAAUUUUCCAAAGUCACAAACUAUAUUGUUGGUAGUUUACGUUCAAGUGAUCAAUCAAAUCAGAGGCGACCACCAUCAGAAAUGGCAGACUUCCUCAAUGAUACCAUUCCAGGGCUGAAGAUAAAUCAGCAGGAAGAGCCAGGAUUUGAAGUCAUUACACGAAUCAACCUAGGGAAACAACCUGAAGUUAGUAGAAGAGAGCCUGUGUCAGCUGAAGAAUGGGCUAAGAAUAUGGACUCUGAAGGAAGAAUUUUAGAUGUUGACUACAUAAAACGAUUGAUAUUCAAAGGGGGUCUGUGCCAUACUUUAAGAAAAGAGGCAUGGAAAUUUCUUUUGGGAUAUUUUCCUUGGAAUAGCACUAAAGAAGAGAGAGCAAAUCUGCAAAAAAGGAAAACGGAUGAAUAUUUCAGGAUGAAACUGCAGUGGAAAUCUGUCAGUGAGGAGCAGGAAAAGCGAAAUUCAAGAUUAAGAGAUUACCGCAGUCUUAUAGAAAAAGAUGUUAACAGGACAGAUCGAACAAAUAAGUUCUAUGAAGGCGAAGAUAAUCCAGGACUGAUUUUACUUCAUGAUAUUUUGAUGACCUAUUGCAUGUAUGACUUUGACUUAGGUUAUGUGCAGGGGAUGAGCGACUUGCUGUCACCUGUCUUGUAUGUUAUGGAGAAUGAAGUAGAUGCCUUUUGGUGCUUUGUGUCAUACAUGGAUCAAAUGCAUCAGAAUUUUGAAGAACAGAUGCAGGGUAUGAAGACACAACUUAUUCAGCUGAGUCAUUUGCUUCGUUUACUAGACAGUGGAUUUUGCAGUUAUUUAGAAUCUCAAGACUCAGGCUACCUUUAUUUUUGUUUCCGGUGGCUUCUUAUCAGAUUUAAAAGGGAAUUUAGUUUUCAAGAUAUUCUCCGACUCUGGGAGGUCAUGUGGACGGAAUUGCCUUGCCAGAAUUUUCAUCUUCUCCUUUGUUGUGCUAUCCUAGAAUCUGAAAAACAGCAAAUAAUGGACAAGCACUAUGGGUUCAAUGAAAUACUAAAGCAUAUCAAUGAACUGUCUAUGAAAAUCGAUGUGGAAUAUAUACUCUGCAAAGCAGAAGCAAUUUCUAUGCAGAUGAUGAAUUGCAAGGAAUUGCCUCAAACAGUCAGUGAGAUCCUGGGGAUAGAGAACAGUUCGGUAACGCCAGAUUCAGAUACUGGAGAGGAUGAAAGUGGAGCUGAGUUGAGCUGUCCGACGUCACUAUAUCAGAGUAUCUCAACCCCUGUAAUUGCUGCCAAUGGGACGGGGAACGGUGCUCAGCAGGCGGCUGAGACACAGAACCUGACACCUGCCUAAUUACACUUGGUCCCAUUGGAGAAAGACUUUCACUGAGCACAUUCUUUUCAAGCACUUGAGAGAUGGAUAUUUAAAUUUGGUGUUGAUUAAGCUUUAAGGUUGUAAAGAAAAUCUGUACUGUAAUGCUUUUGCAUUAAAGCUUUACAACAUGACUCAACUUAA
This is a messenger RNA of Vidua chalybeata, 2193 nucleotides long. RefSeq names its product TBC1 domain family member 15 (gene TBC1D15). Gene Ontology annotation, biological process: activation of GTPase activity. The coding region runs from base 31 to 2031 and encodes 666 amino acids. The transcript is spliced from 17 exons. Gene Ontology annotation, molecular function: GTPase activator activity. The record is from RefSeq and is a predicted model, not a curated record. NCBI's taxonomy places the organism in Eukaryota, Metazoa, Chordata, Aves, Passeriformes, Viduidae.